AUGCACAGCAACCCUCGGCCCACCCGCUGGGCUGGCCGAAAUCCUGUGGUUCACACAAAGUUUUCGUCUUUCGGAGGUUUCGGAAAAGCCCGGGGAAGCGCCGGGAGGGAAGGGCCGGACGCCGGCGGUACCCCACGGCCCCUGCGUACAUCCCCUGUCAGCUGCCGCGAGGAGCCGGCUCCAUCCCAGCCGCUUCUUCCCACUCUACCUUUACCUCCCAACAGCAAGCAAGCCCCGCCGAUCGGCCGCCACCGCGGUGAGAGCAUCCCCGGCGGCCCGCGGGUGACACGGCCCGAGCGGCAGCCGACCCCCCUGGGGCUGCUGCGUAUCCGGGGGACACCGCCGCCCCUCCGCCACACCGACAGCCCCCCCUCCAUCGCCGGGAAGGAGGCCUCUCCUCCCCAGAACCAGCCCGCACGUCGCCCAUCAGUGCCCCAGAACACCGCAUCCCCCGGGCCGCCCACGGCCGGCUCUCCCCACGCCGGGCGAAGGCUCCCGCGGCCGCGGAGGGCGAGGCGGCCGAGCCCCCUCUGCCGGCGGCGGCGGGCACGGCAGCCCCGGGCUGGGGAGGGAGCUCGCCGCUCGCCCGCUCCCCGCCACAGCCACAGCCACAGCCACCUGCACCCCCCGCGCCCGCCCCCGCCUCGCCUCGCCUCGCCCCCGGGCUCCGCUGCCCGCCGCCCGUCCGCCCACAGCGCCUGCUUUGCUCCCGCAGCCCCCACGGCCGAGGCUCUCCCACCCCCGCUCUACCCCGUGGGCUCGGGGUCAUGUCUCCCCCGGCGCCGGUCCAAAACGCCGCUAACAAAGGGCUGGAGCCCGUCCGGGGGUGGGCACCCGCAGCCCGGCGGUGACGAGGGCGCUGCCCGCGGUGCCGCUGGCAGCCCGCAGCCCCCCCGGUGCCGGUGCUGA
Messenger RNA from Myiozetetes cayanensis, 909 nucleotides. RefSeq names its product translation initiation factor IF-2-like. The record is from RefSeq and is a predicted model, not a curated record. Bases 1 to 909 code for a protein of 302 amino acids. The transcript is spliced from 2 exons. Lineage: Eukaryota; Metazoa; Chordata; Aves; Passeriformes; Tyrannidae.